Prunus armeniaca (apricot) is the source of this 717-nucleotide messenger RNA. Lineage: Eukaryota; Viridiplantae; Streptophyta; Magnoliopsida; Rosales; Rosaceae. The record is from the annotation of a GenBank genome assembly.
AUGGCACAGCCGGUUGAUGACCUGUCUCAAUUCGAUAUCUCCAAAGAGGAAAAGGACAAGCUUGUAGCAGAAGUAAUCCGCUACGUGCUGUUCAAGACGCACCACAACUCGGGCUGUCCAAUAAAGAGGGAAGAGCUCACUCAGCUGCUCACCAAAAACUAUCGUCAGCGAAAUCUUCCCACGCUCGUCAUCAACGAGGCUAUACAGAAGCUUUCCACCAUAUUUGGCUACGAAAUGAGGGAGCUUCAAAGGUCUCGUCCCUCUUCCACUAAUCAGGGACGCUUUUCCCAACAGAGUGUUGCAGAGGCAAAAUCCUACGUCAUUUUGAGUAAACUUCCUUCGGAUGUGUAUAAGAAGUAUGUUGAGGAUGAUCGUACGGCUCCUCUCACUGGUUUCACUUUUGUCGUACUAAGUGUUGUACAUAUUUCUGGUGGUAAAACCACUGAAGAGGAUCUUUGGCGUCAUUUGAGACGGAUGGGAUUGGAUGAAAAAAAUGAAAGCCAUCCAGCCCUAGGAAACAUAAAACAAGCACUGGAGACACUUGUCCAGCAAAGAUAUUUGCAGAAAGACAAAGUAAGUGGACCUGAAGGUCAUACUUUGUUCUAUGAGCUUGCUGAGAGAGCUUUAGACGCGCCAGUUAGUGACAGCAUUAAAGCGUACAUAGCACAGUUUGUGCAAGGCAGUGCUGUAGAGGGAGAUGUGAAAUCAGCAAUCUAG